Molecule: messenger RNA, 1572 nt
Organism: Penicillium mononematosum
Lineage: Eukaryota; Fungi; Ascomycota; Eurotiomycetes; Eurotiales; Aspergillaceae
Product: histidine phosphatase family protein
Exons: 1
Coding region: 1-1572 (523 amino acids)
Molecular function (GO): acid phosphatase activity
Source: RefSeq, a predicted model, not a curated record
AUGGCGGCGUUCUCCAAACAAAAUCGUGGGGAGGAAGAGGGUCUUCUCGGAGAGAAACAAGAGCGAGGCUGGAAACAGCAACGCCAGCAAUCUUCCCGAAGAUGGACAGCAUUGACCAUCAUGUCCCUGCUGGGCACUUUCGCCCUGGUUGUGUACUUCGCGAAGGAAACCCAGUGCAACCCUCCCACACGUUCCACAACCCAGCCUGACCUACCUGUGACUUCCCCCGUGGACAUGUCAAAGAGAUCUGACUGCAAUACUGUCGAUGGCGGUUACCAAUGCAAUUCCGAGCUCUCACACAAGUGGGGCCAUUAUUCGCCCUAUUUCUCUCUUUCCGAAGAAUCAUCCAUCUCGGAUGAGGUACCUCAUGAUUGUCAGAUCACCUUUGCUCAAGUGAUCUCCCGUCAUGGUGCUCGAUUCCCGUCCGCGAAGAAGAGCAAAGUAUAUGCCAAGCUCAUUGAAAAUAUCCAAGCGAACGCGACUGCAUACAAGGGCAACACGAAGUUCCUCCGCUCAUACAAGUACAUCAUGGGCGGUGAUGAUUUGGUACCCUUCGGAGUGAACCAGAUGGUGGACUCGGGGACGAAAUUCUACCAGCGUUACGAGGCGUUGGCGAAGAAAGCUGUGCCCUUCAUUCGGUCAUCUGACUCAGGGCGGGUUGUGGCUUCAGGUGCGAAUUUUAUCAAGGGAUUCCAGAAGGCGAAGUUGGAUGACAAAAAUGCCAAUCACCGUCAACCAAGCCCCAAAACCAAUGUCAUCAUCUCAGAGGAGUCUGGCACCAACAACACUCUGAACCACAGCGAAACCUGUCCUAAAUUCGAAGACAAUGAACUGGGCGACAAGGUCGAAGAAAAAUACAUGAAAAUCUUUGUGCCGCCCAUCCGAGCUCGUCUCGAGGCCGAUCUCCCUGGCGUUAAACUUGAAGAUAUCGAUGUUGUCAGUCUGAUGGACAUCUGUCCUUUCGAGACAGUGUCUUCAAGUGACGAUGCAGCCGAGCUAUCUCCAUUCUGCGACCUCUUCACCCCGACCGAAUGGAGCCAAUACGACUACCUCCAGUCGUUGAGCAAGUACUACGGUUAUGGCGCCGGCAAUCCUCUCGGCCCGACCCAGGGUGUCGGUUUCGUAAACGAACUGAUCGCCCGACUCACUCGCCACCCAGUGAAGGACCACACAAGCACAAACCGUACGCUCGAUGCCCCCGGCGCUGCGACAUUCCCCCUCAACUACACCAUGUACGCCGACUUCACGCAUGACAACGGAAUGAUUCCGUUCUUCUUUGCUUUGGGCUUAUACAACGGCACCGCUCCACUCUCGCUCACCCACGUCCAGUCUCCUAGCCAAACAGACGGGUUCUCUUCGGCCUGGACGGUCCCUUUCGGUGCUCGGGCUUAUGUCGAGAUGAUGCAAUGUCGUCGGGAGCCUGAGCCGCUUGUGCGAGUCCUCGUUAAUGACCGUGUCAUUCCGCUGCACGGUUGCCCGGUGGAUAAACUUGGCCGUUGUCGCCGUCGUGAUUUCGUGAAAGGGCUUACUUUUGCACGCUCUGGCGGCGACUGGGCCAAGUGUUAUAAAUAG